AUGUCGUACUACUUUGUCAUCAUCUCUCCUCGCGAUUCGCCGCUGUACGAGGUGCACCUAUCCUCCAAGCCAAGCGGUGGAGGAAGCGCAGGACUGAGCGCAGGACUUGGAGGAUUCGGGGGCGGUCUGUUUGGUGGAGCGAGCACGAGCACGAGCACGAGCGCGCAAAGCAGCACAGCAGCAGCAGCAGCGAAUUGGAGCUCGGACGCCACCGCAACUACGCCCAAAGCUUCGCUUGCUGCUUUGCCGAGGCGGGACGACGACGACGACGACGACGGCAACAUACCACCGGGUGGCGCAUUCAACUUUUCGGCUUCUUUGAGCGCGCUGGCCAGCGGUCUGAGAGGCUUGGAUGGACUGGGCGGCGGUGCCUCUGCGUUCAGCGAUGGUGCUGCUGGUGCGACCGCUGCUGGAGCGACCGCCACCGCCGCCACACCCCGCGCCGCUACAGGACUGACAAGCUACACGUGGCGCUCCACGCUUCAAAUGAUCGCUCACUCCUCUCUCGAUUCCAUCUACGACAAGUCCCUCUGCACCUCUCAAAUGUACCUCCGCACCAUCGAUCGAACGCAUCAACAAUUCGUCUCUUGCUUUCUGCUGCCCAAUCGCUACUUUUUCGUCAUUCUUCACGAACACAAGCACGAAGAGGGCAUUAGAAACUUUUUCUUGGAUGCGUGGGAAUUGCUCCUCAAGACGUUUAUCAAUCCGCUUCACGAUCCCCUCAACCCCAUCAGGAGUCCGGCUUUCGAUACGAGGAUCAGAGCUAGCGCUAGGAGGCAUCUCUAG
This is a messenger RNA of Ceraceosorus bombacis, 786 nucleotides long. The record is from the annotation of a GenBank genome assembly. Lineage: Eukaryota; Fungi; Basidiomycota; Exobasidiomycetes; Ceraceosorales; Ceraceosoraceae.